Messenger RNA from Haliotis rufescens (red abalone), 1779 nucleotides. Its product is annotated as glycine-rich cell wall structural protein 1.8-like. Bases 1 to 1779 code for a protein of 592 amino acids. NCBI's taxonomy places the organism in Eukaryota, Metazoa, Mollusca, Gastropoda, Lepetellida, Haliotidae. The transcript is spliced from 2 exons. The record is from RefSeq and is a predicted model, not a curated record.
AUGGUGGGCGUGGGGGAGGGGCGGGGGAGGAUGUGCGUGGGGAAGGAGGGGUGUGUGGAGGGUGCGGGGAGGAGGAGGGGUGUGAGGAAGGAAGGUUCUUCUGCCCGAGAAAGAGAGAAACAGGUGGGCGGGGCGGAGGAAGCGGACACAGGUGGGCGGAGGAAGCGGAAACAGGUGGGCGGGGCGGAGGAAGCGGACACAGGUGGGCGGAGGAAGCGGAAACAGGUGGGCGGGGCGGAGGAAGCGGACACAGGUGGGCGGAGGAAGCGGACACAGGUGGGCGGAGGAAGCGGAAACAGGUGGGCGGGGCGGAGGAAGCGGACACAGGUGGGCGGGGCGGAGGAAGCGGACACAGGUGGGCGGGGCGGAGGAAGCGGACACAGGUGGGCGGAGGAAGCGGAAACAGGUGGGCGGGGCGGAGGAAGCGGACACAGGUGGGCGGAGGAAGCGGAAGCAGUUGGGACGGGCGGAGGAAGCGGAAACAGGUGGGCGGGGCGGAGGAAGCGGACACAGGUGGGCGGAGGAAGCGGAAACAGGUGGGCGGGGCGGAGGAAGCGGACACAGGUGGGCGGAGGAAGCGGACACAGGUGGGCGGAGGAAGCGGAAACAGGUGGGCGGGGCGGAGGAAGCGGACACAGGUGGGCGGGGCGGAGGAAGCGGACACAGGUGGGCGGGGCGGAGGAAGCGGACACAGGUGGGCGGAGGAAGCGGAAACAGGUGGGCGGGGCGGAGGAAGCGGACACAGGUGGGCGGAGGAAGCGGACAGGUGGGCGGAGGAAGCGGAAACAGGUGGGCGGGGCGGAGGAAGCGGACACAGGUGGGCGGGGCGGAGGAAGCGGACACAGGUGGGCGGGGCGGAGGAAGCGGACACAGGUGGGCGGAGGAAGCGGAAGCAGUUGGGACGGGCGGAGGAAGCGGAAACAGGUGGGCGGGGCGGAGGAAGCGGACACAAGUGGGCGGAGGAAGCGGACACAGGUGGGCGGAGGAAGCGGAAACAGGUGGGCGGGGCGGAGGAAGCGGACACAGGUGGGCGGAGGAAGCGGACACAGGUGGGCGGGGCGGAGGAAGCGGAAACAGGUGGGCGGGGCGGAGGAAGCGGACACAGGUGGGCGGGGCGGAGGAAGCGGACACAGGUGGGCGGGGCGGAGGAAGCGGACACAGGUGGGCGGAGGAAGCGGAAACAGGUGGGCGGAGGAAGCGGACACAGGUGGGCGGAGGAAGCGGAAACAGGUGGGCGGGGCGGAGGAAGCGGACACAGGUGGGCGGGGCGGAGGAAGCGGACACAGGUGGGCGGGGCGGAGGAAGCGGACACAGGUGGGCGGAGGAAGCGGAAGCAGUUGGGACGGGCGGAGGAAGCGGAAACAGGUGGACGGGGCGGAGGAAGCGGACACAAGUGGGCGGAGGAAGCGGACACAGGUGGGCGGAGGAAGCGGAAACAGGUGGGCGGGGCGGAGGAAGCGGACACAGGUGGGCGGAGGAAGCGGAACAGGUGGGCGGGGCGGAGGAAGCGGACACAGGUGGGCGGAGGAAGCUGAAGCAGUUGGGACGGGCGGAGGAAGCGGACACAGGUGGGCGGGCGGAGGAAGCGGACACUUUUGGCGGAGGAAGCGGAAACAGGUGGGCGGGGCGGAGGAAGCGGAAACAGGUGGGCGGGGCGGAGGAAGCGGACACAGGUGGGCGGAGGAAGCGGAAACAGGUGGGCGGGGCGGAGGAAGCGGACACAGGUGGGCGGGGCGGAGGAAGCGGACACAGGUGGGCGGGGCGUGGGGAGCGGCGUAG